This is a messenger RNA of Apis cerana (Asiatic honeybee), 2037 nucleotides long. RefSeq names its product G patch domain-containing protein 11. Lineage: Eukaryota; Metazoa; Arthropoda; Insecta; Hymenoptera; Apidae. Gene Ontology annotation, cellular component: kinetochore. Gene Ontology annotation, molecular function: nucleic acid binding. The record is from RefSeq and is a predicted model, not a curated record.
GCUGUUUAUCGACCGACGGCAGUAUAGUCAUCUAUACGAUUACAACGGUGUAGCAAAUUCAAAGUACGUAAAUUCUUGAGUAUACUACAUUGCAAAUAAUCAUUAACAGAGUUUACUAAGCAUUUAAAAAGACAUUUAUAACCAUUAAAAAAUAUGAUAAAAAUAAAAGUUAUAAUAUUAGUAUAUAUUUUAAAAUAAUAAAACAAAGCGCUAUAAUAAUUACACUAAUUAAAAGACUUGUAUAUUUAAUUUUACUUAUUUACAUUUAGCAAUAAAGAAUUUCUUAAAUUUGCUGUAAAAUUUAAUAAUAAUAUUGAAAUAUCAAUCAAAAUUACAAAUACACAACUAAAGAAUAAAAUAUAAAUAUUUUGAUUUCGAUUUUUUAUUAUAUUAAAGAAUAUAUUUAUAUUUUUUUGUAAAAUAUAGAAUAAAAAAUUAGAAAAUGUUACAAAUUUGUUUUGAAAAAAUAAAAUAUAUCAUACAGUAUUAAAAUAUUGUACAUUUUAAUUUUUAUAAUUUAUAUUAUAUUUUAUUUUUUUAUACUAUGAUUUAAUUUAUCUAAGAUCUGAUUUAAAAAUCUUUAAAAAUAAUUAUUAUAAUUUCAAAAUAUUAUUAAGUUUUAUAUAUAUAUAUCAAUAUAUCAUAAAAUUUUAUUUUCAAAAAUUAAAUAAUUAAAUUGUAGUAAAUUAUUAAAAUACUUUAUUUAUUUUUUUUAUAUGAACCACUUAUUUGUUUUUUUAUUUAUAAAAUUUUAAUUCAUGCACAUUUUUAUAAUUAAAUAUCAUAUAAUAUUAUAUUUACAUAUAAUUUAUAUUAAAUAUAUAAAUUUGAAAUUUAUGUUGCAAAUCUUUGAAAACAAUUGAAUAGAGAUUUCUGAAAAAUCAAUAAUUUAAAUAAAGAUAAUACCUUUAAAUAUAUAUACUUCAAAUUCUUAUGAGAACAUACAAAGGUCAAUGUUUUUUGAAUGGUUCAUUGUAUAUGGCAACAUUGCGAACAUAACCUAGUAAAUAAUACAUAGUAAACUUCAUAAUUUAAAAAAAUUUUCAUAUAUAAAUAAUAUAUAAAUAUAUUUUAAUAACUAAUUUUUUAUUGUGUAAAUUCAUUUUUUUCUUUUAUAAUUAAUAUGUGAAAUAAAAAAAUCCAACGAAUUAUAUUUCAAUAAUAAGUAGAAUUUUAUAAGAAUUAGUGUUUCAUAUAAAUAAUCAAGAAACAAUAACUCGAAAUAAAAAAAUAAAUAAAAAUGUCAGAUGCAGAAGAUUAUAUGUCAGAUAAAUUUUUACAAGGAAGUGAAAAAUCUACUUCAUCCAGUCUCAUAUAUAGACAUGCAGAUAAAAGAAAAUUUGAACUCUUAAAAAAAAAAAAGCAAAUUGAAGCAAAAUUAGAUGAAAAAAAUUCUUUAAAACAUAUUGAAGAAGAAAAUAGAGAAGCAGGUUUAUCUUCUGCAAUUACAAGUUCUAAUAAAGGUUAUGAAAUGAUUAUGAAAAUGGGAUAUAAACCUGGUCAUGGCAUAGGAAAAACAGAAUCAGGAAGAACUGAACCAAUUAACCUUGACAUUAAAUUAGACAGACAAGGUUUAGGAAAACAAAAUGAGAGGAAAGGAAGAAAAAAUAAAAAUAAUAUAUUUAAUGAUAAAUUAGAUAAUAAGAGUAUGAAAGAUUUUCGAGAUAGAAUUGCACAAAAAAGGAAAGAACAAUUGUUAAAAACAGAUUUAUAUAAAAGCCAAAAAAUUUGUCAAAAAUUAGAUAUGCAACAAGAAAUAAUAAAACCUAAAGAAAUAUGGUUUUGGUUGCCUCAAGAUGAUGAAAAUAGCGAUAGUGAAAAAGAUGAUGAUUUCUUUGCUAUUAAUGAAAAACUUGAAAUUUUAACAAAAUAUUUAAGGGAAAAAUAUUUUUAUUGUAUUUGGUGUGGAGUAGCAUUUCUGGAUGAAAAAGAUUUAGUAGAUAAUUGUCCAGGAAAUGAAAGAAAUGAUCAUUAAAUGGAAUGUUUUUAAUUUAAUUAAAUGUACAUAUAAGUAAAAAUAAAUUAAAAUUUCAUUAA